AUGGAUAGUUCCAAGACCAACGCUGAAAACAUCGAGGAUGUCUUCUCCCAUCAAGAAGAUGUCAUGCCUACCAAGAGCAUGGGGCCCAUCAUGCGAUCUCGCGAAGACGACCUUGGUGUCUGGCAGUGUGUGCGACGGUUCAAGAUCGUCUCGCUGAUUGCUAUGACUGCGGCGUUUAGCGCAUCGCUGGAUGGUUACCAAAUUAAUCUUAAUGGCGGUAUUGUCUCCAACAAGGGUUUUAUUCGACAGAUGGCUUCCCCAGGCACAUCCAUCAUUGCAGGCAAAUACAUCUCCGCAUGGGGUGGUAUCCAAUCCGCCGGUCAAACUAUCGGUCAAGUUUUCCUCCAAUAUGCCACAGAAAAGUUCGGUCGGAAAAUCGCGUUCUAUAUAAUCUGGCUCGAUAUUGUCAUCAGCGUGUUUAUUGAAUCUUUCGCAACAAGAUGGGAUCACUGGCUUGCAGCAAAACUCUUCUCUGGAAUGGGUGUCGGUAUGCUGCAAUCCACGUUACCUCUCUACUUGUCCGAAAUCGCCCCAACCCAGCUGCGAGGUUUCUAUAUCAACGCGUACAGUUUCUGGUUUGUGGUUGGUCAGAUCUUCGCGUCAGUGGCACUCAAGGAACUCAGCGCAAAUGACCCAUAUGGAUUCCGAGUCCCUAUCUAUACACAGUGGGCUAUGGUUGGUAUCAUUGCCAUCAUCUUCGCCUUCAUCCCAGAAUCUCCCUGGUGGCUCGUGAGCAAAGGAAAGCUCGACAAGGCAGCCAAGAUCCUAACUCAGUGCAAUGGCAAUAUUGAGGGAUACAGCGUUGACGAGCAGAUUGAAGUCAUGACUGCCACCAUUGCAGAGGAGCGCGCCGUUGCAGAGCGUAACUCCGAAGAGGGACCAUGGGCUGUUUUCCAGGGCCGCAAUCGGAUUCGUUUCUUUAUUGCAGCUUGGCCCAAGAUUGCUCAGUAG
Molecule: messenger RNA, 951 nt
Organism: Penicillium psychrosexuale
Lineage: Eukaryota; Fungi; Ascomycota; Eurotiomycetes; Eurotiales; Aspergillaceae
Exons: 6
Coding region: 1-951 (316 amino acids)
Biological process (GO): transmembrane transport; carbohydrate transport
Cellular component (GO): membrane
Molecular function (GO): carbohydrate:proton symporter activity
Source: RefSeq, a predicted model, not a curated record